Messenger RNA from Ciona intestinalis (vase tunicate), 715 nucleotides. NCBI's taxonomy places the organism in Eukaryota, Metazoa, Chordata, Ascidiacea, Phlebobranchia, Cionidae. The record is from RefSeq and is a predicted model, not a curated record.
AGAAAUGUUAUAACUUUGUUAAAAGCCUACGUGACUUUAAAAUUAUACAAGCAACGUGAAAGUUAUCAAGUAAAAUAUGGUGAAUAUAUUAAUUGGUUGCACUGGCAGCGUGGCAUCCAUUAAAGUACCUUUAUUGGUGGAAAAAUUAAAAUCAAGUAAAGUAUCUAACUGCACAUUGAGAGUUGUAACCACCGAAAACGCAAAGCAUUUCUUUGAAAAAACUUCACUUAACGUUGAGGUUUAUGAUGAUAAUCAAGAAUGGGACACUUGGAAAAAACGUGGGGACCCAGUUCUUCAUAUAGAACUGCGGAAAUGGGCAGAUGUGUUUAUUAUUGCCCCAUUAGAUGCUAACACAUUAGCUAAACUGUCCAGUGGGGUGUGUGACAAUUUGGUGACAUGUGUUGCUCGUGGGUGGCCUGUGGGGGAGAAGCCGUUCAUAUUUUGCCCAGCCAUGAACACAAUGAUGUGGCAGCAUCCAGUAACAAAAAUGAACAUAGAUGUGUUAGAGUCGUGGGGUUAUGUGCAAGUACCACCAGUGUCAAAGUUGCUUGUGUGUGGUGAUGAGGGAUUGGGGGCAAUGUGUAGUGUGGAUACCAUUGUUGAAGUCACUGAGGAAAUUAUAAACCGUGACCAACGUACAUAAGAGCAUUUUAUCAUGUGCAAUAAAUUGUUAGUUCAUUACCACCUGCAUUUUUAUAAAUUAUUUAUUGUUUCA